This is a messenger RNA of Apis cerana (Asiatic honeybee), 10670 nucleotides long. It is a transcript of the gene Delta, whose product is annotated as neurogenic locus protein delta. The record is from RefSeq and is a predicted model, not a curated record. Gene Ontology annotation, biological process: multicellular organism development; cell communication; axon guidance. Gene Ontology annotation, cellular component: plasma membrane; signaling receptor complex; cell surface. Gene Ontology annotation, molecular function: calcium ion binding. NCBI's taxonomy places the organism in Eukaryota, Metazoa, Arthropoda, Insecta, Hymenoptera, Apidae.
AUUCUUGAUUGUAAUACACUUUAAUGAUUGCAAGUAUGAAACAUCGUUAAACAAUUUCCAACUGUUUCUAUUAAAAAUAUUAUCUUCAUGUCUGACAGAAUUAUACGAUACAUAAAUAGAGAUAAAUAAAACAUCGUCGAUGUUUUAUGCUUCUUUUUUUCCAUACUUUUUCUGCUACAAGGAUUAACAUAUCGCGUGCAUAGAACGCGAAAAAUCAUUGGUAACAUAAACGGAACUGAAAACGACACGUAAUAAAUCGUGGAAAAAAUCGAUCUAUUAUGAAUGCCAUCGUAUGCAAUCGUGUUUUUCUCACGCGCAUUUGCGAAACGUUUAUUAGAUAAACGUUUUCCGCUUGCUACAAAGGUUUCAUUUCCAACAACAACAAUCUUCCUCGACGAUCGUGGUUCAUUUUUUCGCUAGACUUGCUAUCGUGCUACCUAGAAAAAGGAAGGAGAUGAUUGUAGAGCGUUUUGUUGGUGAUCAGAGCGUGUUGUAGAUACAGUUAGUCGAUUUUCUGUUGUGUAUGUAUACAUAAUGUCUCUUCUUAGAUCUCUGACGGGAGGAAGUGACACCGGUUGACGAACGCGGUUCCCAACUUUGAUCCUUGUCUUGAAUAAUGAACGCGCGCGGAAGAUUAAGACCCUUUCGUUGGCUUAACCAUGAGGGAGACAUGUGCGCGCUCACCGGGUAGUAAAAAUUGCUCGUUGUAUCAGAUUCAAUCUUUGCCCCUUAUCUUUCCACAUUCCCGGUAAAUUAAUUCUGGCGCGAGCUAAAUUAUAGUCGGAUCAACUGAUAUUUUCAUAUUUUACAAAGUCGCUUGAAAACGAUAUGAUUUUAAUUUUUCAAAUGAAAAAUUACCAAAAGUGAUCUUUCGAGAGUUUUAUUUUUAUUUGUUUUUUUUUUUGUAUCACUUUGUACAACAAAAAAAGUAAUGCAACUCUUUGAAUUGAACAGAGUUGCAGAGAACUGUUAGCUUCUUAUCUUUGCUCGCUUUCUGCUGGUACGACACCCAACAAUACAACCAUUUGAAAGGGUUGUAAAAGGUUUCUUUAGUGAUAUUUUCUCCCGUUUCCGUUAGGAUCGAUAAGGAAAAAUUGAAAAGCAAAUUGGCUGAUUAGCUGUCGCUUCGCUUUGCUCGUAUUUUUGAAACCAGACCACUUUCCAUUGUUGGAAACACGAAAUAAAAUUGCGUAAAAUCUCACGAAUACAUCGCACCUGCCCAUCGCACGUAUAGCCGAUCGCCUCGAGUAAUUAACCUCGUGGCGAAAAGAAAGAAAAAAAGAAAAAAGGAACGAAGGAGAAGAAAAAGAAGAAUUCGCGAGGAAGGGAAAAAUUACAGAGCCCCCCUUCGUCUUCUUCCUACUUUCUCGCGGUCGCGACGAAAGAAAGGCAGGUCGAUCGCAUUAAAAACGAACGUUUCGUUGGGCACGAUGCGCGCGUGCACGCACAGCCGCGCGCAACAGUGCGACGAGGAUGACCAAACUAAUGGCAGAUGGUGCGAGAACCGGCGGAGUGAGCAAGACGAACGAUGGCACUUGUCUCUCCCUCCUGCUGUUACUGUUAUUACUUGCUUGUUGUUGUUUCGAUAAUUCUUGACAUUGGCGGGAACAGUAUAAUUUUUCCAAAUAAUUUAGAAGCGUUAUAGAUUAAUUUUUAUACAGAUGAACGUUUGUUAAUUGUUAAUCGAAGCGUCACGUAGCGUAGAGGUUAGAAUGUUUCGAAUAAAAAUUCAUCUAAAAAGAAAAAAAAGAAAUAGAGAUAGUUGGUAUCAGUUUUAAUAUUUAUUUCGAUUAUAUUUCAACAAUAGUGUCAUAGAGGAACUGGAAUACCAUCAAGUUCAAAUAUCCUGGUUAUAUAAAGCGACACAUUCUCAAGAUGGCUCGUAUACGUCCGCUCGUUAACGCGUGCCAUCGAGUACCAUAUCUACGCCAAUGUUUGCCCACCAUCUCUGGUGUACGUCAGUUCUCGUUGCUGUUCGCGUAUAGUACUUCUGCCUAUGAGACGCACUGCAGGGCCACUGGCAGAUGGCUAGGCCUUUUGUGCUUCUACACUUCCCUCGUAAUCUCUCUCUGCCUCUCUCUCGCUCCUUCUAUUCCCCGUCCUUGUUGUCUUCGAAGCUCUCUCGCGGGCAGAGUUAAAUUUACUAACCCAUAUGGCGCCCCUCGCGCCACCUCUGCGCCAGUUCUCUCGUCUCACUUCAAAAAUCCGUCCUGCUCGUUCUUUUCCCUCGUCGUGUUUUAGAGCCGCGUUUCUCCAUUGUUUUUCAUUUUUCUUUUCUUCUUCUUCUUCUUCUCCUUCAACAGCGUGUUAUUUAUUUAUCUUUUCUCCUCUUCUCCCGCUGAUUUUUUCUCGUCGAAAUUUUUCUACCGCAUCGUUUAACCUGCUGCCCUCUGUCUCGAUUCUCUCCCCCGACUCUUCACUACCGUAUUAUCGGCCGAUAUUACAAGCUAUAUCGGGCAGCAAAAGGCUGCCGGUUCGAAGACAGAAACUCUUCUCGAGGAGGAAAAAAAAAAAAAGAAAAAAAAAAGAAUUGACGUUCUUGGAAGAAAGAAGGCUGGCCGGAAUCCUGCGUGUGGAAACAACCUUUGGAUCGGCACGGUAGUCUGUCUUCUUAUACCAGCGGCGGGCGACGUCAGGGAAAAGGAAUAGGCGGCGUCGUAACGUGUAAUCGCUAUUUGGAGUGUCGGAUUUAUUUUCGUUGCGCCAGUGCGUGAGAAUGGGUUUUCAUUCAGCAAAAAAAAAAAACAAGAGAGAAAUUCUCGUGCAACUCGACAAUAAUCGUGAAUCCUCGAAUAUUCUAAUGAACAAAAUCUGAUCAUCUGACGAUAAAAAAAAGCAAAAUACUCCCGUGUGAUAUGGAAGAUAAUUUUUAUUCGAAAGUAUUUAACACCGUAUCCCUAACUAGGAGGAAAUCCUUCGAAGUCUGAACGCACGGACGGAUCGACGUGCCGGAAAUGCGCUAAUUACAGCCACUGCCGGGAGUCGCGGUGCGUAGACGCAAAAGCAACAAUGUAUCAUUAAUAACAGUUAGCGGAAUGGCUCGGAUAGAUGAGCUUCUUUCGCUCGAUGCGUGAAAAGACGACGAAAAGAUGACGGGUUGAAAUAAAUAAAUACAUCCCGUCUCCCCUUCGUGGUUUUCUACGCUGGAUUCUUCAUUCCUGGAUUCCUUUCUUAAUUACCAUGUGUCGGUCGAUCCGUGAGAUAAGAGAAAAAAAAAUGAUGGAGGAAUCGUCGUGUUACCAAAAGUUAGUCAGAAAAAUAGUGAAGAAGAGGUUGGUUGCGCAAGCGUGUUCUGGAAUACGCAUGUCUGCCGUUAAUUAAAAGACAGAAACGUUCCCCCCAGCUUGAUACACGUAAUCGUAACCUUCGUCUGGUUGCAUCAAGAUCGAGAGCCGCACUCUUCCCGUCUCUUUCUCUCUCUUCGUCGUUCUUGGGUUAAUUGCUUUACGUUACACCGUGUUGCGAGACUUAUUAAAACAGCACGAUUCGCGACAGUGCCGCUAUUGUGCAGAAUCGUCGAGGAAUUCACUUGAUUCCGUCGAGUUCUCUAUGAACUCGAUCUUUUAUUAUUACCAUAUCUCCCUCUAUUUUAAUAUAUUUUUCUCCAUUAUUUUUCUCUUGGUUAAUUAUUUUUUUUUUUUUUUAAUUUCUUGCUCCUCUUUUAUUACCUUUUCAUCGAUGAGAUCAAUUCAUUCCCUCGCGAAUUCUUAUCGAUAAUUUCUCGCCAUCGCAGGUAACGUAAUUCCUUAUUGUCACCCGAAAACGGUUGCACAAAGAUGAUCGGGUCGGUUCAAAGAAUCAUUAAAAAAAUUCCUUUCUUUUCCUUAUAUCUUUGCUGUGUGUCCGCGGUCCUCAAAGCACAAGCGGAGCCGCGCGUAUCGUACAUACUCGAGGAUCGUGGGUACCAACCCGAGAAGGACGUCGAGCACAGAGAAAAAGAGAGAAAAGGACAAAUGAAAGGCUCGCGCCGCGCGACCAACAGAGACGGCUAAGGAUAGAGAGGAGCAUAAAGGUGGCAUACACACAUACAGGCGCUCACGUAUAUGUACAUGAUACGUAUAUUUAUAUAUAUAUAUAUAUAUAUAUAUAUAUAUACGUAACCAACCGCGUAGAGAAGGUGGGGAAAUGACGAAGAGAAGGUGGGACCGAAAGAGACGGAGAAUCGUGGUCCCACGGCCGAAAAGGCUGCGUGAUUCGCGUCCCAGACGAAGGAACAAGCGGAGAAGGGCGUCGGAUGAAUGGCUGACUCGGGUAUACGCCGAUACGCGGCUUCCACGACGUGAAACGUUUAGCAUAAAUUACGUCUUAGAGACGGGGAGAGGACUCGAACGCCGGCUGACCGGUACUCUACCCGACUCAGCUCCACGAUGCUCGGAAUACCAUGAGUUUUUUAUAACCGAGAUAUAUACCGGGGGGAUUCGGUGAAAGUUUUGCAAUUGUGGAUGUCGGUGAUCUUUCGAGGCAAAUGGAAAAGUGUCGCUUCGUUUUUCUUCGUCAAUAAAGGGUAUUAAUAGAGAAUCGUGAAAGAAUAUUAAUUAAUUCUGAUAUGUUAUAAAUAGUAAUAUUAAAGAGUAUAAUAUUUUUAGAGAAGAAAAUAUAUGUUAAUCAUUUUAUUAAAUUGAUGUAAAUUCAGUAAUAAUAUUUGCCAAGUUUAGUGUUUUUUUUGCGAUAUGACGUAAGAUGCUAGUAUAAUGAAGUUUGACGCGAACAGAUGAAACGAAGAAACUUCACGAUGCAGAACUUAUUGCUAGUAAGAUUUUAGACUGUAGAGUAUCUUUAGAAUACUCUACCGCGUUUGACCUCUUUUCUACUUCGUUGCUUCCUUCCUUUCUCUCAUUCGCAUGAUGCACGGGCAAUAAAAUCGUUUCAUAUUUUCAAAUCGAUAUAUCGACGCGUCACACGUCAAAUCGAGAGAAUCGAAUGGCGGAAAAGUAGUGUUGCAGGUGGCGCCUCAGGGACGGCCAUUGUGUUCGCGAUCGUGGGAAAGUCGGCCGCUAAUUAACCGUCAAAAUCUAAUUAGCAGAAUAACUAAUUAGAGCGUUACGCUGGCUAACGAUUACAAACGUGCUCGAACUUAUCUACAAAUAGCUACUAAGAGGCGGAGCACGAUUAUUCGAAGCGUGUCGUGGAUGAUGAAGAAGAGAAGUUCGCUAUUUACCUCGUCUUUUACUUCUCUUCCCUCUUCGUCUUUCUCGCAGCAUCAGUGAUUUCUUUCAGAACGAUGCUGGAAGAGCUAAACGAAAGAAACGAAGAAGAGUGUUCUCCGUAAUAAUAGUAGAAUGGCUUUCUGUCCGGAGGCCAUGUUUUUUUUACUAGUCGUGCGCGCCACUAAUGCCGGGAAGAAAGAGAGAGUACGUAUAUGGGCCACGAGCGUUUCUAACCUCACUCUAGGCACAACUCGAACAGAGAUACAACAUAAACGGGAGUGUACUGCCCCACCCUGAAGGCGCGACACGUGGUCAUCGAACAGGGCACAUUCUCGCUGAUAGUGGAGGCUUAUCACGACGCAGACAACACGACACAACACUCGAGCGAGAAAGUGUUGAUAACCAGGCUGACUACGCAAAAGUGGUUGGACGUCGGGCCAAAUUGGACCGAGGACGAGUACAGGAGCGCCCAUUCGAAGAUGGUGUACGAGUACAGGGUGACUUGCGUGGCGCAUUAUUACGGGAAGGGUUGCGAGAACCUGUGCAGGCCGAGGGACGACAACUUCGGUCAUUACAGCUGUAGCCCGAGCGGGGAGCGCGUAUGCCUCUCUGGAUGGAAGGGCGACUACUGCAAUACCCCCCGCUGCCUGCCCGGAUGCGACGAGCAGCACGGACACUGCAAUCGACCCGACGAAUGCUUAUGCCACAACGGUUGGAAGGGAGCGUACUGCGACCAGUGCGUGAGAUAUCCAGGCUGCCUUCACGGUAGCUGCCAGAAACCCUGGGAGUGCCUCUGCGACGAAGGCUGGGGCGGUCUGUUCUGCAACCAGGACCUCAACUACUGCACGAAUCACAAGCCCUGCUUGAACGGCGGCACCUGCUUUAACACCUUUAACGGCCAGGGUUUGUACACCUGCUCGUGCGCGCCAGGUUUCAACGGCACUAACUGCGAGAAACCGCUUUUGGAUUGCGACUCGAACCCCUGCCUGAACGGUGGAUCGUGCACCAUGGACCCGCCCUAUGGAAAUUCUAGCCUGAUCAAAACAUCGGAAUCUUCCUCCUCCUCCUCUUCAUCAUCAUCAUCAUCGUCGUCGUCGUCGUCUUCGUCGUCGUCGUCGUCAUCGUCGUCGUCGCCGUCGUCGCCGUCGCCGUCGUCGUCCACCAGGCAACAUUAUCGCUGCACCUGUCCACCAGGUUGGCGAGGUAGACACUGCGAGAUCAGCUCGAGAUCCUGUCGAGAUUCUCCCUGCCAUCACGGAGCCAGCUGCGAGGACGACUCCCUUCACGGCUACGUGUGCCGUUGUCCUCCCGGUUACACGGGGAACGACUGCGAAUCCCAACUCGACCAGUGCUCGCCGAAUCCGUGCUCGAACGGCGCCACCUGUACCGACCUGGGGAACAGCUUUCGGUGCUCUUGUCCGCCCGGUUUCACCGGCGAACGCUGCGAGACCAACAUCGACGAUUGCCAGGGCGACCCCUGCCUGAACGGCGGGACCUGCGUCGAUCUAGUCAAUCAGUUCCGUUGCCAGUGCGUGCCCGGAUACGUGGGCCGGUUAUGCCAGGACAAGGUGGAUUACUGCCUCACGAAACCGUGCGCGAAUGGUGGCCGAUGCAUAUCGGGGACGAACGAUUAUAGGUGCGCGUGCAAGCCUGGAUUCACCGGCAAGGAUUGUAGCGUGGACGUGGACGAGUGCAGAAGCGCGCCCUGCAGGAACGGCGGCACGUGCCUGAACCGUGUGAACGGAUUCCUUUGCCAGUGCGCGGACGGUUGGCACGGCGACACUUGCGCGGAGGAAGUAGGAAGCGGGACGGUCGCGUUGCCAGCUCCGUCGAACACAGCGGCAGCCGCUAUGCCGGCCGUCCCUCCGUCCGGGGCUAGUUACUGGUCGGGAAAUCUGUCGAGGCACGUGGCGUCCGCGUCCGCGGAGCCCAGGGACGCAGGCCUCACCACCGAGCACGUGGUGGUGAUCGCCACGUUGUCCACGGCCGUGCCAGCGUUCGUCCUGGUCGCGGCCGUCGCCGUGAUGUGCAUGAAGAGGCGGCAGAAGAGGGAACAGGCGAAAGCGGACGAGGAGGCGAGGCUGCAGAACGAGCGGAACGCUGUGCACAGCAGUAUGAGCAAGCGUGGCGGUGGAAUGGGCGGUGGAGCGGGGGUCGGGUCGGGCGGGAGCCAAGGGGUUGGGAUCGGUAACGUCGGGCUGCUGGGCGGCGGCGGGAGCGGAAUGAUCAGCGCCGGAGGCGGGGGCAGCGUGUGCACCCUCGGCACCGGGGAUGCCCACAUGAUAAAGAACACAUGGACGGCGAACAAGAGCGUGAACAACGUCGCGUCCGCCAGACAGGACGACCUCGACUCGUCGUUUCAGACGGACGUCACGCUGGAUAGCUCUUGCUCGGGUUACAAGCCAGAACCGGUGCUGCAGGACGGGCGAACGCGGACGACGAAGCAACUGAACACGGAGGCGGCCGCUCACAGGGCGUCCCACCUCUUCCAAAAGGAGAAGGAUUGUCUGGGCCUUGGUCUCGGCAUAGGCGUCGGUGUCGGCGUGAUCGAGAGUGCCAAGAGGUCGUCGGUGUUCGCCGGUAACGCGACGACGGACAGCUGUUGCGCGGCGGAAGCGGCGUUGCUCAAGAGGCCGACCAACAUCACCGAAGGGGGCAGUGGUCCACCGGGGAGCGGUGGCGGUGGAGGUGCCGAGACCGGGUGCGGGGUAUACGUUAUAGACGAUCACUAUAGGCACGACACGUCGCUCGCGGCGACGCUCGCGACGGAAGUGUAGUUUUUCUCCCCCUCUACUCCCCCGUGUCCAGCUUUGUUGUUCUACGAUAAAUAGUAUAGAGACGAGAGCCAGUCGACCGAUUAACGUGGACUCUAUGUAUAUAUAUAUAUAUGUGUAUAUAUACGUACGAUGUAUAUACAUAUAUACAUAUAUUCGUAAAACGAACAUUUAUCUUCCUCCGUAAAUGACCGAAAAUGCUGUGCGUGCCCCCGCGUGCGACUCACACGCGACCAAGAAGAAGAAGAAGACGAAGAAGAAGAGGAAAAGGAAAAAGAAGAAGAAGAAGAAGAAGAAGAAGAAUAACUCUUGUUUUUCUCUCUGCGCGUUACAAUACGUUUGUUUCGUCGUCGCAGCGCACCGUCCUCGACGCGCGUAACUACCAACCGGCGCGACAGAGAAACACACGCGUUACGAAUCCCUUUGUGCAUAUACGCGCACGUACGUACACGAAUACUACAAUAGUCAUCUACGUGUGGUGCGCGCCGCGCUCGGCUCUCCGUUAUGGGCCAGCGGGUGAACGGGCGUGCGUUUCUUUGCGAUUCCUUUGUUUCUCUCCCUCCCGUUGCGCAGGACGUCGCGCGUGAGAACGUUCCACCGGACUUUGCCACUACGGUGACGACACACAACACGGUGGUAGCGGGACGCGUUGCUUGCUGUUGUUGCUGUUCGUGUUGCUGAAGCAAGAAGUCGGCUCGCGCGUGCACGUUCUAUUGGACGAUCGCGCGGGACGAUCCUCCGUUGAGGUUGAUGUUGACGAGAAGACAACGGGGAGUGGAGAGACUCCCGAGACUCCUUCCUUGAGAAAAGAAGAAAGAAAGAAAAGAAAAGAAACGGAAGAUGAAGAAAAUGACGAUGAAGACGAAGAGGAAGAGACUUCAGCGAGGAGUUCGACAGCAGGGGAGCAAAAUGAAAUAUACAUAUAUAUAUGCACACAUAUAAAAAUAUAUAUAUAUAUAUAUGUAUAUAAUACGAAAUGCUGUGGUGGCGGACGAUCGCGAAUAUCAUCGUCCGACCCGUUCUUAGGUAUUACAAUAUUAUAUAUCAUGUUCGAAGCGAAACUUUGUACAGAACUAAUUUAUUAUUAUUGUUAUUUACUAUUAUUACUAUUUGCUAUUAUUAUUAUUAUUAUUAUUCUAAUUAUUAUUAUUAUUAUUAUUAUUAUUAAUAUUAUUAUUCUAAUUAUUAUUAUUAUUAUUAUUAAUAUUAUUCUAUCGUAUCCCAUUAUCAUUGUUCCGAUAGUUCUCCAUUGUAUCUCUAUUUUUCUCUCUUUCUCUCUCUUCUCUUCUCUGUUCCUUUUUUUUGAAUCGCGUGACUGAAGAUUUUUUUUUCUUUUUUUUUUUUUUCUUUCCCCUACUCUCUUUUCUUCAUGGCUAACGAGAGACGCGUUCACGAGGAUACUUACUUUUGCGUGUACACAACUACGUGUGUAUGUAUGCGAUUCUAUGUGUACAUGUGGGUGUGUGUGUGUGUAUUGUGUGUGUAUUCGCGGCCGAUAGCGAUAUAGCGUGCAUGCAUCGAGAGUAUGUCUGUUUUUCGGUACGCGCGUGUGUGUGUGUAUGUGUAUUCCUCCCUCCCCCCCUCCGUAUAUGUAAUAUGUAUAUAAUAUGUAAAUGUACAUGUAUAUGUAUGUGCGUCCAUCUGUUCGCUUGCGAGCAAGUCCUCAGUGAGAGAGUACGAAGCAGAGUAACGACCAGAGAGAGGAGAGCGUUUGUAUGUACCGUGCGUAUAUAGUUACGAGCGAGAAAGUUUACGACGAAUUAGGAUUCAAACGAUGUCGCCCCUUCGUGAGAUUUUUUUAUUUUUUUUUCCCCUCGGAUUUUUUUUUUCCUUUUUUAGCCUUUCGGGUAGCGCUAUUUUUUUCGACGAUCAAUCGGAUAUUAAUACCUUCUUUUUUUUUCUUUCUUUUCUCUCUCUCUCUCUCUCUCCCUCUUUCUCUCUCUCUCUCUCCCCCUUCUUUCCAUUAACCUUCUUUCGGGACGAUGUCACGUGGAUCCGAAACGAGUCGUUCGAGGGUACAGCUUUCGGAUCGUUGUUCCAAUUGGUAAUGUAUAACGCAUAAAAAGAAAAAAAAACAAACUCAUUACCCGGCAAUCUGGGAUUUCCUCGUGGCAAGCCUGUCUUGCCGGGUCAUCGAGUGCUGAAUAAUUUAGUUCAAUUAGGCGUUUCUUUUUUUUUUUUUUUUUUUAAUAUUGAGAACCAUCUAUUUGCGUCAUCGUAAGAACGUUUGAAGGAACGAGAAAUUCGAAGGAAUUUGAGGGAGGGGGGGGGGAAGUCGCAUUACCUCGAUCCGGAAGUCGUGACGAUUCCUUUCAUGGAGCCCUCCGAUCGUUUCGUCUGAACCAUGGAUAAACGUCCCCGAUCGUGGGAUAUCGCUAAAAUCAAAAUUCACGCUCGAUUACAUAGCCAUAUUGAUCGAAUAAGCAUAAUUUUCAACGGCGAUUUUUUUGUACUUUAAUUGGAAAAAAAAAAUUUCUCGAUAAAUAAAAGGAGAGGAAAGAAGGAAAGCUUAUGGCGAUGGAGAUUUUCUAUCGGAAAAAAUUAAUUUUUGCAAAACAAUUGAAAUCGUUUGAUAAUGAUCGAAGUGCGUUGACUAACUUUCUAGGGAAUAUUCGAGUGAAUCCCAUCGGCUUUCCUUCGCCCAACUUUCGACAUUUUUUUCGUAUCCGCGUGCGCCUCCGAUGAUGCGGCACAUCAUGCAACAGUGAAACACAUUACUCGCGAUAUGUAUAAAUACAGAUAAAUAAAA